Rotaria sordida is the source of this 1521-nucleotide messenger RNA. Lineage: Eukaryota; Metazoa; Rotifera; Eurotatoria; Philodinida; Philodinidae. The record is from the annotation of a GenBank genome assembly.
AUGAUAUCUAAGACUAGUGAAUCUGUGCUUAUCGUUUCAUCAAGUCAGACAAAGCCACCAUAUGUAUUAUAUUCACAACGAUUUUAUGUUUUACUUAUCUUUUCAUUUCUUUCUUUUAAUCAAUGUCUUAUAUGGUUAACAUUUGCACCUAUUGCAAGAAGUACUGAAGCUUACUAUAAAAUUAGUGAAGCUACUGUUGAUCUUCUUCUUAAUUGGGGACCAAUUAUUUUUAUUCCAUGUUUACCAUUAACUUAUAUAUUACUAAAUAAACAUCAUGGACUUCGACGUUGUAUUGUAUUACUUUCAAUAACUGAUUUUAUUGCAACACUCGUUCGUAUAAUUCCAAUUAUUAUUACAACACCAUCAAGUCCAAAUUUUAGUAGGAUUUCUUUAAUAUUUUUACAUGUUGGUCAAAUAUUAAAUGCAACUUGUGGUCCAUUAGUUAUGGCACCUGUUUCACAACUUUCAUGUCUUUGGUUUGCUCCUCAUGAACGAACACGUGCAACAACGAUUGCUGUGUUUGCUAGUAAUUUUGGUUGGAGUAUUGGUUUUGUAAUCAGUCCAUUUAUUGUUUCAUCAUGUGAUUAUAUUCCUUAUCUUCUUUAUGUUCAUUUGGGUCUUGCAUUUAUAGCCUGUGUUCUUGCUCUUCUCUUUUUUCCUUCUCAACCACCAAGUGCUCCAUCAGCAGCUGCUGAACUACUUAUUCAUUAUUCACUUAAUGAACAUAUUUAUUUAUAUACCCUUACCGUUACCACAGGCGGUAAUGAACAUAAUAAUAAUUCAUGGAAAAAAUUUGUUAAUGAUAUUUGGCAAUGUUUAACAACACCAUCAUUUGUACUUAUAUUGAUAGCUGGUGGUCUUCUGCCUGGUACAAGUGGUGCAUGGACCAGUUUAUAUGAUGUCAUUCUUAAACCUGAAAACUAUACUGAACAACAAGCGGGAUGGUUUAGUUUUGGUUCAUCAAUAGCUGGAAUUAUUGGUGGAUUAUUUUUAAGUUUUCUAGCUGAUAGACGUCGUUUUCAACAUUCAUUAAAAACUCUUAUUGUAAUUACAUAUAUUGGUUGUUUAUUUGCUAUUAUUUGGUUUGAAUUAUCUGUUCAAUCAUUUUUUUUUGAUAAACCAAUUCUUCCAUCAAAUGCUGCUACUAUUGGUUUAUCGACAGCAUUAGUUGGAUUAUUUUCAGGAGCUGGAUUUCCAUUAAUAUUUGAAGCUCUUGCUGAAAUAAUGUUUCCUUUACCUGAAUCAUUAUCAGCAUCAAUUCUUGUUGAAUGGACUAAUGUAAUUACACUUAUUCUUUUAUUUAUUGCUCCUAAUCGAUAUAAAUUAAUGAAUAUACUUGUAUUGAUUGUAACGAUGGUUUGCAUUUUAAUAAUAGCAUUAGCACGAUUUACUUAUACAAGACGUGAUGAAGAUGAAAGAAAACGACUUGAAAAAGAACAAAAUCAAAUCUUAAAUGAAGAUAGUUUAAAUCCAUAUAAUAAAUGUAUAACUAAUGAAUCACAAUAUGGAACAUUUUCAUGA